AUGCCGAGGUCCACCUUGUCAGUCAUUUCCUUUUGUCAUCGGCUUGGCAAACAGGAGAGAAAAUGGAGCUUCAUGGGAAGCACCAGCAACAGUUCGUCUCACUCACCAUUUCCAAAGUUGGAAUUAGGCUUGGUGUCCCGGCCUGUGGAACCCCAGGAGCUCCCUGCCUGUGCCAUCUGCCUGGAGAGGCUGUGUGAGCCUGUUUCACUCAACUGUGGCCACAACUUCUGCACUGAGUGCUUCAGCACGCACCGCGUCCCAGGCUGCCAGCUGCCCUGCUGCCCCGAGUGCCGCAAGAUAUGCAAGCAGAAGAAGGGGCUCCGCAGUCUGGGAGAGAAGAUGAAGCUGUUGCCACAGAAGCCACUGCCUCCUGUGCUACAGGAGACAUGUGAUGUGAAGGCUGAGCCACUGCUGCUGGUGCGGAUCAGUGCUUCUGGGGGUCUCAUCCUCAGGAUGGGGGCUGUCAACCGUUGCCUGAAACAUCCUCUGGCCAGGGACACUCCAGUCUGCCUUCUCUCUAUACUGGGGGAGCAGCGCUCAGGGAAAUCCUUCCUCCUCAACCACUUGCUUCAGGGCUUGCCAGGCCUGGAGUCGGGCAAGGGUGGCUGGCCAAGAGACGGAGGGCCCCCGCAGGGGCUCAGGUGGGGGGCCAGUAGCCUCACCAGGGGCAUCUGGAUGUGGAGCCGCCCCUUCCUGCUUGGGAAAGAAGGGAAGAAGGUGGCUGUGUUCCUAGUGGAUACUGGAGGCACCAUGAGCCCUGAACUGAGCAGAGAAACCAGAACCAAGCUAUGUGCUCUCACAGCCAUGCUGAGCUCCUACCAGAUCCUUAACACCUCCCAGGAACUAAAAGAUACAGACUUGCAAUACUUAGAGAUGUUUGUCCACGUGGCUGAGGUGAUGGGCAAGCACUAUGGGAUGGUGCCAAUCCAGCAUCUGGAUCUCUUAGUUCAUGACUCAUCCCGUCCAAAAAAGGCAGGGCCGGGGCACAUGGGUGACAUCAUCAAGUUGUCAGGCAAAUACCCCAAGCUUCAGGAGCUGCUUCAAGGGAAACGAGCUCGCUGUUACCUGCUGCCUUCUGCAGGGAGGAAGUGGCCAGACAAAGGCCAUGGAAGUCCUGGUGAGCCAGAGGAGGAUUUUGGCAGCCUUCUUCAUGCCUACAUUGCGGAUGUGCUGAGUGCAGCCCCCCAGCAUGCCAAGAGCCGCUGCCGGCAGCCCUGGAGUGAGGGACGAGCCAUUGCACGGGCGGACAGAUGCCUGCUCACUGGGCAGCAGUUAGCUCAGGAAAUCAAGAACCUCUCAGGCUGGAUGGGGAGGACAGUGCCCAGCUUCACCUCUCCAGAGGAGAUGGCUGCCCAGCUGCAUGACCUAAGACAAGUGGAAGCUGCCAAGAAGGAGUUUGAGGAAUUCGUGAGGCAGCAGGACUUGGCCACCAAGCGCAUAUUCUCUGCCUUACGAGUGCUGCCUGACACCAUGCGGAACCUGCUGGCUACCCAGAGAGAUGCUGUUCUAGCGAGGCACAGCAUGGCCUUACAGUGCCAAGGGAGAGAACAGACCUUGGAGACCUUGGAGGCAGAGCUGCAGGCCAUGGCCAAGGUCUUCAUGGACACUUAUACAAUGCGGUUCUGUGGCCACUUGGCAGCUGUAGGGGGCGCUGUUGGUGCCGGGUUCAUGGGUCUGGCAGGUGGAGUAGUGGGUGCAGGCAUGGCGGCAGCAGCUCUAGCUGCAGAGGCUGGCAUGGUGGCAGCUGGAGCUGCAGUGGGGGCCACUGGAGCAGCUGUGGUGGGAGGUGGCGUGGGUGCUGGGCUGGCUGCCACUGUAGGCUGCCUGGAGAAGGAAGAGGAUGAGAGAGUUCAGGAAGGGGAUCAAGAGCCCCUUCUCCAGGAAGAGUAG
Orycteropus afer afer is the source of this 1890-nucleotide messenger RNA. It is a transcript of the gene RNF112, whose product is annotated as ring finger protein 112. Lineage: Eukaryota; Metazoa; Chordata; Mammalia; Tubulidentata; Orycteropodidae. The transcript has 14 exons. Gene Ontology annotation, molecular function: GTPase activity; GTP binding. The coding region runs from base 1 to 1890 and encodes 629 amino acids. The record is from RefSeq and is a predicted model, not a curated record. Gene Ontology annotation, biological process: protein homooligomerization; endoplasmic reticulum organization.